Messenger RNA from Dovyalis caffra, 822 nucleotides. NCBI's taxonomy places the organism in Eukaryota, Viridiplantae, Streptophyta, Magnoliopsida, Malpighiales, Salicaceae. The record is from the annotation of a GenBank genome assembly.
AUGGCUAGAAAUAGAGAGAUUGAUGACUACAGGGGUUAUUGUCAAGAAUGCAAGUCAUACACUUCAACUGUUCUUGAUCACGGAUCUGGGGACACAAUCUGCAGCGACUGUGGAUUAGUUCUCGAAUCCCACUAUAUUGAUGAAAUUACCGAAUGGCGAACCUUCGCCGAUGAUAACAACGAUACAGAUCCUAAUCGUGUUGGUGAAGCAGCAAACCCUCUUUUAAGCCAAGGCAAUCUAACAACUUUAAUAUCCAAGCCUAUGGGGACUAAGGGUGAUCUUGUAAUUUCAAAAUGGCAGACUCGUGUAUCAAACCCUGAUAGGGUUGUCAUCCAAGGUUUUCAAACGAUUGAAGUAAUGGCAAAUAGAUUAAGUCUUGUGCUUUUGAUCAAGGAUAGGGCUAAAGAGAUAUACAAGAAGAUAGGAGAGCAGAAAUCUUGUAUUAUAAGGAACCAAAAAGCAAUGUCUGCAGCAUGUUUGUUCAUUGCCAGCAGAGAGAAUAAGUUGCCAAGGACAUUGAAUGAAGUAGCGAGUGCUGCUUAUGGGGUAACCAAGAAGGAGAUUAACAAAGCUGUGCAGAUUAUAAAGAGGCAUGUAGAGUUGGAGGAUAUGGGGACAAUAAAUCCUAGUGAACUUGUGAGGAGGUUUUGUUCAAAUCUUGGAAUGAAAAAUCAUGCUGUCAAGGCUGUGCAUGAAGCUGUUGACAAAAUUCAAGAUAUUGAUGUAAGGAGGAACCCUAAGUCUGUAUUGGCUGCAAUUAUUUACAUAAUCACUCAGCUUUCAGAUGAGAAGAAGCCUCUUCGAGGUCUGAGUUCUCCUUAG